AUGCUCCGUGUGCCUAUUGUGUUCGAGCAAGGGCGAAAGUAUGGUCAUGAUAUCCCCAAGGAGUUGAGGACACAACCUUCGAGUUUGGCGAACAAGAACAGACCCAACAGGGGCGUGGCUGAUUUGACCACGGAUUGGGAGGUAUUCCUGGCGCAUUUCAACCUCUUUAACAUGAUGCACAAGAAGUGGCAGUGUCACGAGGCGUUUGCCAGGGUCUGCAUGUGUUGGGGCACUAAUCAGUUGCUCACUGCAAUGUCCUAUUUCUCAUUGGCAUACUAUGGAGUGUUCUUCAACCAACCAUGGGCCGCUUAUGCUUAUACUAUAUGCUGCUUCACUGCUGCAUAUAUCCAUAUGCAGAUCAAUGCCCUCCUUACCCCUCGGGAGAAUAUGGUCAUGCUCUUCCUGUUGUUCGUACCACUCGCCCUUCAAUCUAUCGAUACCGCUCUGUAUAUCAACGAAGUGCAGAAGGAGGAUACCUAUGCUAUCACGGAGUUUGGUGGAGCAAUCACUGGCCUUGUGGCCGUCAUAUUGGCUGGAGGCUGGCAGGCUUUCUUCAUUUACCUGUGCAAACCUGAUGCCAAGGGGUUGCCCGUGAAGUUCUCUACGGUGUGGUGCAUUGACGUUAUGGGCUUUGGUGUUGAGACCAUGGAGGAGGUCGCUGAGCCCUUGGCCCAGCCUAAGCAUAUGCAAGCUGG
Molecule: messenger RNA, 695 nt
Organism: Perkinsus marinus ATCC 50983
Lineage: Eukaryota; Perkinsozoa; Perkinsida; Perkinsidae
Exons: 5
Source: RefSeq, a predicted model, not a curated record